Messenger RNA from Lingula anatina, 421 nucleotides. RefSeq names its product microfibril-associated glycoprotein 4-like. Lineage: Eukaryota; Metazoa; Brachiopoda; Lingulata; Lingulida; Lingulidae. The record is from RefSeq and is a predicted model, not a curated record.
AAAUCGAAAUGAUGCGUGUCGCGUGACUAGAUCACCCUUAAAUAUCGCUGCAAAGAAUAGAAUUGCGUUCUUCUGCUGGAUACAUAUGCCGUAAAGAGCGAUGGAGUUGACCUACAAGUAUAUCGUUAUUUUACUCUGUGUUCUUGACGUUACUCUGGGAAUUCAAACGUAUGACAUCAAGCGCCGAGAUGUGCAAGCCACAUCACAGUCUCAGUGUUCGGUAACAUCCACCCUGCUGGACAUCCUGAAGAACGAACUGAACGAUCUGAAAAAGGACAAUAAGAAGUCGCUGAGACGCCUAGAAGACAGAUACGAUGAUCUGGUGGAUAAAUAUUCUAAACUGCUACAGACAACAACAAAUUUACAAGUGAAAUUCGCAAACUUCACUUCAGAAAAGCCAGGUGGUAAGUUGCAUUUUUAA